AUGGCGCCAGCCUCACCCGUCCUAGGACGAUCUGCUUACCACGCGGAUCAGAGGCCCACAAGGGCCGACCAACUCGGGCACCAAUACCGUCCAGCACUUGUCGAAUCCCAACCAGGCAAUCCGCUCGCAAAGCCGUCGUCAGAGCCCAAAGUCUAUCUUCCAUCAGCUCACGCUGAGACCAACCCGAGGAAGCCGCUCCUUUCGACUUGUCCUAUAAACCCAAAUGUCCACUACAUCUCAAGCAGGUUAAGCGUAACUGCCCCAAAAGUAUCUUGGGCAAAAGGUUGGCUCGACUUUAUCUCAUCGGAGAGCGAAUCAGGCCCGAGCUCACUGGAGUAUGCUCAAGCACGACCUGACGCGACGACCUUGCCAGAUCAACCCACUGGCCCCGUAUUCAUCAUGUCUGAUAAGCAAGAUACCUCCUGCUGUAACGUGUCGCGGAAAGAAUCUGGUGAACUCUCUCUCACACACACACACACAUACACAUACUCACGACGCUCACAUCGAGCCCCAACCUGCGCCUGUAUCUCUCGAACACGCUUGUCCGUCGACCUGGAUGCGAGUCAAUUCGCGUCCCAAAAAGUGAGGCUGAAUCACUUCACCUUCUUGCCGGAGAAGAAAUCUGGCGUGUGCGAGAGGUCCGGUCUCCUACACACACUCAGAGGGCCUACAGUUUCGCCGGGGAACAUGACGAAGCCUAGUCAUCAUCGUCGCGAUGAAUGUCUAGUUUCUUCUGAAAUCACUCCAGAAAUUAGGGCAAAUCGAUCAGGUACCCGGCUAUUUGACAUCAAAAUUUGA
This is a messenger RNA of Protopolystoma xenopodis, 798 nucleotides long. NCBI's taxonomy places the organism in Eukaryota, Metazoa, Platyhelminthes, Monogenea, Polystomatidea, Polystomatidae. The record is from the annotation of a GenBank genome assembly.